AUGGAUAUCGACGAAGACGAGGAUUUCUACGCUCCCGACGAGCCUGCCCAGGCCGCUCCUGCUGCGACCACAACCCAAUCCAGCACAACCCCCGCUGCCGUAUCAACCAACACAACAGCCCCAGCGCCCACAGCAUCAUCAAAACCAGACAACGACGAGCUCGAGGAAGGCGAAGAGGAAGAUGACGGGGAAGGCGGCGGCGCCAUGGACGAAGACAACUCCAACGACGAUGACGACGACGACGACUCGGACAUUGACAUCAUCACGGAGCGCAAAAACGACGGAUCUUCUGCCCCUCCUCCUCCCGUCCAGAGUCGCUACAGCGAGAUCCGCAACAUUCCGCAGAGAGCGGCGGCGAACGAGAAUGGCGUCAAGACUGCGCCUGUUUCUGCGGUGAACAAGAAGGUGGAUGGCAACACCAAUAACAAGAUUGGUGGACACGGAAGUGAGGAUAGGAAUAACAGGAAGGGAAGCGCUGCUGCUGCUGCCGGUAGUGGUAAAGGUGGCAGUGGUGGAGCAGAGCUGCCGCCUGUUAGGACGAGCAAGAUCGAGGUGGAUGGCAUUCCGGUUUAUAAACCUGUUGGCAAACCGAUUACGGGUGUUGUUAUUGAUGAAGACCUCCCCGAAAACGACAAACCCUGGCGCAAACCCGGCACCGACCUGUCCGACUACUUCAACUACGGCUUCGACGAGUUCACCUGGGCCCUGUACGCCCAAAAGCAGGAGGCCCUUCGUGGGGAGUACAACGCCGAAGCCAUCGCUGCUAACAACAAGAAGAUGAUGGAGGAGAUGACCAACAUGAUGAUGAUGGGCGGCAUGAUGCCUCCCGGCAUGGGCGGCCCCGGUGGUCCUGGUGGUCCUGGUGUUGGCAUGGGCGGCGGACCGGGUGUUCCUGGUCCUGGUGCUGGUGGCAUGGGUGGCAUGGGUGGAGGUCCUGGUGGUCCAGGUGGUGGUGGUAUGCAAGAUAUGCCGCCUGAUAUGCAAGCCAUGAUGCAGCAGAUGAUGGGCGCGGCGGCGCAGGGCAUGGAUCCGGGCCAGAUGGGCCAGAUGGGCCAGAUGGGCAUGGGCGGCGGUGGUGGUCCGGGUGAUAUGGGUGGUAUGGGAGGCAUGUUUGGUGGUGGUGGUCCUGGUGGUGGUCCGGGAGGUCCAGGUGGACAAGGUGGCGGUGGCCAGGGACAGCAGUUUGGUGGUGGUGGUGGUGGGUUUGGUGGUAAUCAGGGACAGGGCGGUUAUGGUGGAGGUGGUUAUGACCAGAUGGGUGGUGCCGGUGGUGGUGGUGGUGGAAGGGGUGGUAGGGGAAGGGGAAGAAGGUGGUAG
Sordaria macrospora k-hell is the source of this 1317-nucleotide messenger RNA. RefSeq lists its product as uncharacterized. NCBI's taxonomy places the organism in Eukaryota, Fungi, Ascomycota, Sordariomycetes, Sordariales, Sordariaceae. The record is from RefSeq and is a predicted model, not a curated record. Gene Ontology annotation, cellular component: mRNA cleavage and polyadenylation specificity factor complex.